CAGCUUUCGAGUUGUUCUUGUCAUAGAAUAUGAGCCAAAACGAGGCACUUGACGAGGCACAUCAUGCCAACAGACACGUUGCUGAGUUUCUCGCCUUACCGAAAAGCGCGUUGUUGUUGUCACCGGCGUCCGAGACCAUCGUGCAGCUUGUAGAAGAUGGAUCCGCUUUGACUGCGGCAAACCUGCUGAACGAUCACUCUGUUCUUACGAUACAGCGCCCUAUCCUCGUGACUGACUCGCCCGAGUCAAUUGGAAUGAAACUACCAAGAACAAAGAAUGGAAGAGAUGUAACAAUUUCCGAUAUCGCCCGGUAUGUUGGCUCGAACAUGCCUGUUCGAGUAAUCGACGUAAAAUAUCAACAUGAGUUGGAAGGCUGGACCUUUGGGGAUCUCGUUGAUUAUUUUGAAGACGAGGACAGAACGAAAGGACUUCGAAAGAGCAAUGAUAUUGAGGAUGUAAUGAAGAAAAGAACAUCGCGACCUCGUCGUAGAGCGGCACAAAAGUGCAUUGAGAAGACCGGUCCUGGCGUGUUGAAUCAGAUUUCACUCGAGUUUAGCGACACACCCCUCGCCCACCAUGUGCGUUCUCCCAAGUUUUCCCGUGAAUUAGACUGGAUUGACAACGUUUGGCCCAAACGGCUCAAGAGUGAGAAUAUUUAUCCGAACGUCAAAUAUUACUGUUUGACGAGCGCAUCAGGUUCUUACACUGACUUUCAUAUCGACUUUGGGGGUACAUCGGUAUGGUAUCACGUGUUGUCUGGGAGGAAAGACUUUUGCCUUAUUGCACCGACUGAGGACAAUUUAAAAGUCUAUGAAGAAUGGCUUUGCAGCAAGAGUCAAACUGAAUUGUUUUUGCCAAAUCAAAUUCGAGAUAGUCGCAGCAUAUCGAGAAUCCAUUUGAACAAGGGCCAGACUCUUUUCAUUCCUUCCGGCUGGAUUCAUGCCGUAUAUACUCCAGAUGAUUCGCUUGUGUUCGGUGGAAACUUUAUUCAUGGCAUUGAUAUUGAUAUGCAACUGAAAGUAUACUCUAUUGAAAUUCGAACGAAGGUUCUUGAACAGUACCGUUUUCCGUAUUUUGUUCCUUUGUAUUUCUAUGCUGGUGGCUAUUAUCUCCGGAAAAGCCGAAUAGUAACCAUUGCAAGUCAAGAAUUGAAAGGAUUACCCGUGCUGGUGGAUGCGCUCGUAGGCUGGUGGAAUGUAUGGAAGAAUCAGGAUGUGGACGAUAGUGCGCUAACAGUGAGUACUGUCAAAGCCGCCAGAGAGUCAGCCUUGGCGAGCAAUUGCGAUUCGGUAGAGGAGCUUCUGUCAGAGUUGCACGCAGCCUUUGGUAGUCGAUUUAGUCAUAUUUCCAACGCCGAUGAGAAAGGCUCUAACAAUACCGCAUCCGUUCGCGACCGCCAACAAAAGCCGACUCUUCUUACAAUGCUUUCCGAAUUGAGAUCAAGUCUUCCUCCACUCUAGUAGAAGCGAUUCCAUUCGACGUGCCUGUUCAGAGGUCAACGACACGUGAGAGCAUUGACAAGUACGUUGACAGGAGUGAAGCAAUCAUGGACGACGAGUGGAAACCUGAUCUUAGUCGAUCGCCGAAACGUCUUGGGAAAGCGUUAUCGAACGGUCGCGUAGCGUCCGCGGCUUCAAAACCGAAAACAACAGCAAGGCAGCGACUUUUUAAGAAGACCAAGUGGUAGACAAGGCUGCUGCAUGUACAUAUGCACACUACUUUAGCGAAGAAUAAGUUACUGCUAA
Molecule: messenger RNA, 1745 nt
Organism: Phaeodactylum tricornutum CCAP 1055/1
Lineage: Eukaryota; Bacillariophyta; Bacillariophyceae; Surirellales; Neidiaceae
Exons: 2
Coding region: 30-1460 (476 amino acids)
Biological process (GO): protein demethylation; regulation of transcription by RNA polymerase II
Molecular function (GO): histone demethylase activity; transcription coregulator activity
Source: RefSeq, a predicted model, not a curated record